AUGGGGGGCUCUCUGAAUUCGACCGUACUUACUGUGAACAGCAAAUUUUGCCGGCACGUCUUUGAAAUCCAGGCCAGGCGCGCGCAACUCACGCAGCACUCCGAAGAACUUGAAGUUGAAGUGGACUUACAUAGGGCCCCAAAACGCGACCUUACUUGUAUCCAGAAAAUCUACUUGCUAAAGAAGACCGGUUUGGCCUUUACUUUAAACAAAACAACACAACGCGGCCUAAAUCAGCUGCCAGCUGACACCCAUGGGAACAUGUGCCACUCCUCAACACUGGCCGUUAGCACAGUGUAUUGGGAGCAGACGUCAGUCGUACACAGCAGGUCUGGAAAAGGCAAAAAGCAGGCGGCAAUGGCGCUGAAAGCAACAAGCCAGCUGCUCAUCAUUUUACGUGCGCAAAUAUCGUCACUUUCACCAGAAUCCUUUGGCAGCUGA
Effrenium voratum is the source of this 441-nucleotide messenger RNA. The record is from the annotation of a GenBank genome assembly. NCBI's taxonomy places the organism in Eukaryota, Dinophyceae, Suessiales, Symbiodiniaceae.